AGAGGCGUGGGGUUCCUUUGGCUGCACUCGUGGCGCCUCCAUUCUCCACACACUGUAUGCGAUUCGCUGCCUUGUGAAUUUCCUCUGAGAGUUUUCAAAUCCGACACAACCUGCUCGUUGCCACAUCGGAUGGUCUAUCCAUCUUCUUCCCCCAUCCGCAUCCGAUCCGAUUGCGCACAUCAGAUCAGAUCGCAUUGAUUUUUGUUUGUUUAACCACCGCUACUAUCUUUCACUUUGUCUGUCACCACAUUGAUUUAUCACUGCAAGUGCCACAGUUGUUUACUCACUCACGCCCACACCCCACGGACUGGGAUAAAAUUAAAACAGUCGACGAGAAAUCGCUACUUACACUCUAUAAUCGCAUCUCACGCUUUCGUUGCUCUAGUGUCGAUAACCGUACGGUGCAAAUCAAAUUCCCACAACGAGGAAAUUCACGGAGCAAAGUAGUAUAUCUAUCUAUCUAUCAUGGCGAGGGGAAGCGCCGGCGGCAUCGGAAGUAGAGGCAAUAAAGAGAAUAGUAAAGCUGGGGCUUUCUUUAUGGCCACUUUGCUGUUAUGGGGAAUCUCAGUUAUUUUUGAAAUUCUUUUCAACAAGCGGACCGAGCUAGCUCCGAUUCUUAUUGGAUCCGUUUUCUUCCAAACAGCCAACGUCGUCGUUCGGAAUUUUGUAUCACACGAUCCCCUCUUCGUUAACACCUGCGUCUCUCUCCUCCAUUCCUCCAUCACCUCUGUCUCUGUGGUUCUUAUAUUGCUGAAUCAGUUGGUAAAAGGUGGUGUUAAUCAGAUGUUUGAGCAUUCUGAAUUGGUUGAGGUUACUUGGCCAUGGGCAUACCAGGCUCUGUGCUUUUCGUGUGGUUACUUUGCUUAUGAUCAGUGGGACAUGUUGCAGUAUCGGUUAUACAGUGGUUGGAUCCCCUCAAUCCUAGUGCAUCACUUAGUGCUCCUGCUUUGCUUUACUCUAGCAUUAUAUCGCAAGGUCACAAUCAAUUAUCUCAUCCUCACUCUCAUUUGUGAGCUGCAUUCUAUUUUCCUUCAUAUUCGAAAAGUCCGACGGAUGGCUGGUGUUCGAGAUUCUAGGAGCAAAAUUGUGAAGGCAGAAUGGGGUCUCAACUGGGUGGCCUUCAUCUUUGCAAGGCUCCUCGCCCACAUACUCAUCACCGUCAAGCUGAUCAGAGAUGCUCACAAGUUUGGGAAGGGUGUCGAGCUCCCACUUGCUUUCUUCGGAAUGGCUGGAAUGAAUCUGCUAAAUAUCUUCCUUGGAAUUGACCUCUUUAAAGCUUAUGGGAGAGAGCGAGUACGAGCACGAGACCCGAAAUCUCAGGAGGAUCACCGUAGCCAUCAACAAUGACAUGCUCGUAGUUUGCUGGGCCAUUUUUUCAUUCUUUGUACGAUCCUGUUGUAGAUCACGCCCCCAACAUGCAUGCUACAUGGCAUAUACAUGGCAUGGUUAAGAGAAGUAAAAAGAAAGACGUUGUGAAGUAAUUGAGACAUGUAUUGAGAUAAUGGCUUUGUUUAUUAUUUAUUUAUUUAUUAUGCAA
Andrographis paniculata is the source of this 1537-nucleotide messenger RNA. RefSeq lists its product as uncharacterized. Lineage: Eukaryota; Viridiplantae; Streptophyta; Magnoliopsida; Lamiales; Acanthaceae. The transcript has 3 exons. The coding region runs from base 466 to 1347 and encodes 293 amino acids. Gene Ontology annotation, cellular component: plasma membrane. The record is from RefSeq and is a predicted model, not a curated record. Gene Ontology annotation, biological process: regulation of membrane lipid distribution; plasma membrane organization; membrane assembly.